This is a messenger RNA of Didymodactylos carnosus, 1173 nucleotides long. The record is from the annotation of a GenBank genome assembly. NCBI's taxonomy places the organism in Eukaryota, Metazoa, Rotifera, Eurotatoria, Philodinida, Philodinidae.
AUGACAGCAAUGACUUCGAUGACCAUAGUCGGACAUAAAGUAGAUGAUCUUCUCGAAAAACCAAUAAACAACGGGAAAAGUAUAGAACCAGAUGGUAAUGCAUGUUGGUUUCCACGUUCAAUACAAGAUCUUGAUAAAUGUCAUCAUUUAUCAACAAAAUAUCAACCAGAAUUAGAUAAGAAUCAUCCAGGUUUCUAUGACAAAGAAUAUGUAGAACGUCGCGAAAAAAUUGCUGAACUGGCCUUUGGGUAUAAACAUGGUGAUUUGAUACCAAGAGUAGAAUACACUUCAACUGAGAUAGAAACAUGGGGUACUGUAUAUCGACACUUGGUACAAUUGUAUCCAACACACGCAUGCAAACAACAUCGUGAUGUCUUCAGAAUGCUCGAAGAUGAAUGUGGUUUCAGUGAAUCGUCUAUACCACAAUUAGAAGAUGUGUCUCGAUUCAUGAAACGACGAUCGGGCUUUCAACUGAGACCAUGUGCAGGUUUGCUAUCGGCAAGAGAUUUUUUAGGUAGUCUGGCAUUUCGUGUAUUUCAAUGUACUCAGUAUAUAAGGCAUUCAUCAACACCAGUUUAUUCGCCCGAUCCAGAUGUUGCACACGAACUAUUGGGUCAUGUACCGUUAUUGAGCGAUCCAAAUUUUGCACAGUUUUCACAAGAAAUAGGUCUUGCAUCUCUUGGAGCUAGCGACGAAGAUAUACUUAAAUUGUCAACAUUGUAUUGGUUCACAGUUGAAAUGGGAUUAUGUCGUGAAAACGGACAAUUGAAAGUGUACGGCGCUGCUUUAUUGUCAUCUUAUGGUGAAUUGCAAUAUGCUCUGUCGAGUGAUAAACCAGAAAGGCACCUGUUUGAACCGGAGAAGACUGUACUUCUAGAAUACAGAGUUGAUGAAUAUCAAACGCAUUAUUUCAUUGCUGAAAGUUUUGAAGAUAUCAAAGGCAAAUUACGUCAAUACGUAAAUUCGUCGAUUAAACGUCCAUUUGAUAUAUUAUAUGAUCCAUAUACACAAUCACUGAACAUUCUAAACAAUGUUGAAACUAUCGAGGAUUCAAUUGUGAAAUUCAAAUUACAGAUAAAUAAUUUGGAAAAUGCACGCCGUCGUUUGGAAGAGGAAAAUAAUUACAACAAGCACAGCAAAGUGACGAAGAUUCCCGACGAAGCAAAAACUUAA